Theobroma cacao (cacao) is the source of this 2027-nucleotide messenger RNA. RefSeq names its product MATE efflux family protein. Gene Ontology annotation, cellular component: membrane. Gene Ontology annotation, biological process: xenobiotic detoxification by transmembrane export across the plasma membrane. Lineage: Eukaryota; Viridiplantae; Streptophyta; Magnoliopsida; Malvales; Malvaceae. The record is from RefSeq and is a predicted model, not a curated record. Gene Ontology annotation, molecular function: xenobiotic transmembrane transporter activity; antiporter activity.
CUCUCUCUCUCUCUCUCUCUCUCUCAGUUUCCUCAUUUUCUCUUUCUUACUCACUUUUUCACUCGUAUGUGUUUGCUUCGCCAGCAAAGAGUGAUCAGCCAUAUUGCCCUCUAUAUACUCGGAUCACACACAGCAAACAAGAAAACAAGCAGCAGGAGAAAGAAAAUAAAGAUAUGGUUAAAGCAAUGGAAUCUCAUCAAAAGUGCCCGACAAUGCCAGAGGUGAUGGAGGAGCUAAAGAGAAUAACUGAUAUAGGCUUCCCCAUAGCGGCUAUGAGCUUGGUGGGAUAUCUUAGGAACAUGAUCUUAGUUGUGUGCAUGGGAAGGCUGGGCAGCCUCGAGCUUGCUGGUGGGUCCUUAGCUAUCGGUUUCACAAACAUCAGUGGCUACUCAGUCUUAUCAGGCCUUGCCACGGGCAUGGAGUCCCUUUGCAGCCAAGCUUUUGGUUCAAGAAAUCUAACGGUGGCAUCUCUCACUUUGCAAAGAACCAUUCUAAUGCUACUACUUACUUCAAUACCUAUUGGCUUGAUCUGGUUUAACCUUGAACCUCUCAUGCUUAGCAUCAAUCAAAACCCUGAUAUAACCAAAGUUGCAAGCCUUUACUGCCGGUACGCAAUCCCGGAUCUCAUAGCGAACAGCCUUCUUCACCCUCUACGUAUUUACUUGCGGAGCAAAGGGACAACUUGGCCUUUAAUGUGGUCCACGUUGUUUUCAACCAUUUGUCAUCUCCCUAUCACAAUCCUCUUAUCCUUCACUUUACGUCUAGGCGUCCCUGGAAUAGCAAUUUCCACCUUCAUCACCAAUUUCAACACCCUUUUCUUCCUUCUUUGUUACAUGUUCUACACUCGCAGUAGUACUCGUACCCCAGAGGAGAACUCAUCGCUACGCACGCCAUUGUCACCACCACCAUUAUUUCCACCUUCUUCAGCUGCUCUAUUAUGGGAAGAAUGGGGAGUUCUACUUCGACUGGCAAUACCAAGCUGCAUUGCCGUUUGCUUAGAGUGGUGGUGGUACGAGUUUAUGACAAUUCUAGCAGGGUAUUUAUCUAACCCCCGCGUCGCUCUGGCAACAUCAGCUAUAGUGAUACAAACAACUUCUCUCAUGUACACAUUGCCAACAGCACUCAGCGCAUCCGCCUCAACCCGCGUCGGCAAUGAGCUCGGAGCAGGGAGGCCGAGCAGGGCACGGCUGGCUACGGUGGUAGCCAUAGGGCUAGCCCUGUUGACCUCGUUUUUUGGAUUGUUAUUGACCAUAUUGGGCAGAGAAGCAUGGGGACGAAUUUUCACCACUGAUAAUGAGGUUCUUGAGCUAACCAUGAUUGUACUACCCAUAAUUGGAUUAUGUGAGCUAGCAAAUUGCCCACAGACCACAAGUUGUGGGAUUCUUAGAGGAAGUGCUAGGCCCGGGAUUGGGGCAACCAUAAACUUUUACUCGUUUUACUUGGUAGGUGCGCCAUUGGCAAUAGUCCUAGGCUUUGCUUGGGGACUAGGGUUCGUGGGGCUCUGUUACGGGCUGCUAGCUGCUCAGAUUGCAUGCGUAGUCUCCAUCUUAACAGUGGUGUUCAAGACUGAUUGGGAGAGAGAGUCGUUGAAGGCCAAGGACUUGGUGGGCAAAUGUAACCAUUUCCCACAUGCAGACCAAACAGUGAAGUGUGAAGAAGGGGUCGCAUUUCUCAAAGGAAUGGAUCCUGAAAAGUGAUAAGAGAAAAAUUUUUGUGGAUCAAGGAAACAUACACAAAAAUACGCCGAUUUAACAGGACAAGUUCAAACUACACUUUUCCAUCUUCAUUAUUAUGUCCAACUCAUGUUAUACGUUUACCUCUUUGUUUUGUCUUUUCUUCUUUCUCUGUCCCCACUAAUCUCUUUUUUUAAAGUUCAGUUCCCUACUGAUCUUCGGCCUCUAGACCAUGCAACUUUGUAUAUCAAUUAAUGCUGAUUAUGAGAACAGAAAUAUCAGUAUGUUAGCUAGAUAGAUUACGCAUGGGAUUGCUGCAACCAUAUAUGAACUCUUGUUCAAUUUCUCUUCGCA